Molecule: messenger RNA, 3544 nt
Organism: Dioscorea cayenensis subsp. rotundata (Guinea yam)
Lineage: Eukaryota; Viridiplantae; Streptophyta; Magnoliopsida; Dioscoreales; Dioscoreaceae
Product: putative disease resistance protein RGA3
Exons: 1
Coding region: 174-3515 (1113 amino acids)
Biological process (GO): defense response to other organism
Molecular function (GO): ADP binding
Source: RefSeq, a predicted model, not a curated record
AGAAAUGUUAUGUGGACACUAUGGGCAGCCAAAGUUGACUAAGUAACCAACCAUCCAGGACUCGAUCAAAGCCAAGCUUCUCAGUUUUCAAAGGAAAAUAGCCAUCAUCAGCCUCAGGAAAAUAAGCAUCAUCUCUCUCUCUCUCGGCCCCGGUGAGCACAGCACAAAUCACAAUGGCAGGAGCAGCAGUUGUAUCUUCGUUCCUGCAGAUUCUGUUUGAGAAAUUGGCUGUUGCUGCCUUGGACGAAUACCGAUCCCUCCGGAAUGUUAAGAAAGAGUUUCAAUGCCUGUUCAGCACGCUGUCAUCCAUACAAGACCUACUUGAAGAUGCAGAGGAAAAGCAGUUGAAGGAUAAACCAGUCAGACGUUGGCUCGUGAAGCUCAAGGAUGUAGCUGUUGACAUUGAUGACUUACUGGACAAACACACAGCUGCAGUUCAACGUUCAAAAUUGAUGGUCCAAAAGACAAAGGUACGCAGGCAUCUCUCUUACCAUUUCUUCAACAGAGUUUUUCUUGAUUAUAAAUUGGCACACAAUAUCAAAGACAUCAAUGAGAGAUUAGACAAGAUAUCUAGAGAACGAGAUGUCCUUGGCCUGCAAGUGCUGAACAACGGCACAAGCAGGCUUGAAAUUGAAGAGAAACCUCAGACAAGCUCACUGGUUGAUGGUUCUCGUGUUUUUGGAAGAGAACAAGAUAAAGAGAAUAUAGUGAAAUUGUUGUUAGCCACCGGUGACGGAUUCAGCAAUCCUUUUAAUGUUGCAAUCCUCCCUAUUGUUGGUAUGGGGGGACUUGGGAAGACCACUCUCACACAGCUUGUCUACAAUGACCAUAGAGUCAAGGAACACUUCCAGCUGAGGAUGUGGUUGUGCGUCUCUGAGAAUUUUGAUGAAAGGAAGCUGACCAGAGAGACAUUAGAGUACACUCAGAGUGACUACACAAACACCAACACCAACACAACAAACCUGAACUUGUUGCAAGAGGAUCUGUUUCAUAAGCUGAAAGGGAAGAGGUUUCUACUUGUUUUGGACGACGUUUGGAAUGAGAACCGGGAGAAAUGGAGCAGGUACUAUGUCGCUUUAGCUGCAGGAGACAGAGGGAGCAAAAUUCUGGUGACGACUCGUAAUGAAAAUGUCGGACUGAUCAUGGGUGGUUUAAGGCCCUACUAUUUGAAGCAAUUAUCAGACGAAAACUGCUGGUCAUUGUUCAGGAGUUGUGCAUUCGUGAAUGGCAACUCGAGUGGGCAUCCAAAGUUGGAGGAAAUUGGGAAGGAGAUAGUCAAGAAGCUCAAGGGAUUACCCCUGGCAGCAAAGACACUGGGAAGCCUCUUAUAUUCCAAACUUGAUGAAGAUGACUGGAAGAACAUCUUGAGAAGUGAAAUUUGGGAACUGCCAACAGACCAGAACAACAUAAUGCCAGCUCUUAGAUUGAGUUACAAACAUUUGCCACCCCAUGUCAAGCAAUGUUUUGCAUUCUGUGCUGUGUUUCAUAAAGAUUAUGUGUUUGGAAGGGAUGAUCUGGUGCAGAUGUGGAUGGCUCUCGGUUUCGUUCAGCCUCAAGGAAGGAAAAGGAUGGAGGACGUUGGUUACAGUUAUUUUGAUGAGCUAGUAAGCAGGUCCUUCUUUCAUGCUCACAAAGGCAACUAUGUAAUGCAUGAUGCCAUCCAUGAUCUAGCACAAUCCAUCUCCAUUGAUGAAUGUGUUAGAUUGGGGGAUAAGUUGCAGAGCAAUACGACUGAUAAAGCUCUUCAUUCAUCCUUCUCGUGCAGUCACUCAAUGCAUACUUCAUUUGAGCCAUUCUACAGGUUCAAAAGACUAAGAACACUCCUGCUCUUGCAAGGAUACAAAUCUAGGACUGGCCUGAUUCCAGAUGAUCUAUUCUCAAGGCUGAAAUUUCUGCGAGUUUUGGUCCUAAACCGCCGAGAUAUUGAUAAGGUGCCAAACUCCAUUGACAAUUUACAUCAGUUAAGGUAUUUAGGCCUCUCUGGUACGGGAAUCAAAAUGUUGCCAUCUUCUAUCAGCAGGUUGUACAAUUUACAGACACUGAGACUGAAACAUUGCAAUGAACUGAGCUACCUGCCAAGAGGAAUCACUGGCCUGAUCAAUUUAAGGCAUAUGGAAGCAAACAGUUUACUCAUAUCAGAGAUAGCAGGAAUAGGGAAACUAACCUGCUUGCAGAAUCUUGGGGAAUUCAUAGUUCGCCAGAGGAUGGGAUUCCACAUAACUGAGCUGAAGGACAUGACACAGCUUCGGGGGCAUCUUUGCAUCUCUGAUCUUCAGAAUGUGAUCAGUGGAGAAGAGGCGCGCAAAGCCAAGUUGCACACCAAAGAAUUACUAACGUCACUAGAGCUUGUUUGGUCCGCUGGAAACCGUGUUGCUAGUUCAGAAGAAUGUAUCCCAGAAGAGGUGCUCAGAUGUCUGGAACCACAGAGAGAGAUCAGAGAACUCUCAGUCAAGGGCUAUUCAGGAUUUCACUUUCCAGAUUGGCUAGGCAGUUCAUCACUCUCCAGUCUACACACCAUCCACCUAUCCAAUUGCAAGAACUGCAAGUUCCUCCCACCUCUCGGACAGCUUCCAUUCCUCAGAUAUCUUGAUAUUGGUGGAAUGGAUAGUGUCACACACAUUGGGAAAGAGUUCUUGGGUGUCAAAGGAUUUCCAUCAUUGAUCGAAUUAGUGAUUGAAGACAUGCCUUGUUUGGAGGAAUGGGCGAUUGCACAAGGUGGAGUGUUCCCUUGCAUCACUGAAAUCCAGGUGAGAGACUGUCCGGAGCUGAGAGAGCUGCCACAACUUCCUCCAACACUGACAAAGCUAACAGUAUCAGAAGCAGGAGUGAGCUGCCUUCCACAACUCAAGUCACCAACCUCAUCAUCAUUAGCAACAGCAGCACUCUCAUCCAUGUUCAUACAUGAUUGUCCCAAUCUGACAUCACUAAGAAAUGGAUUGCUGAGCCAGGAGCUGAGUUCUCUAACGGAAUUGACUAUUGCCAACUGUGAAGAGCUGGUAUCACUGCCGAUGUACUUGUUCAAACCACUUGUUUCAUUAAAAAACCUCCACAUAUACAAUUGUCCAAAGCUCACCUGCAGUUAUCAGGAGGCCACAGGCCUGCUUCCAGCAUCACUGGAAGACCUCAGAAUUAGCUCAUGUAGUGUGGAGCUCAUCAACCCAAUGCUCAAAUGUUUAGGAAGCCUGACAACAUUAAGGCAUUUGAAGAUUUCUGACUGCUCUGAGCUCAACUAUUUUCCAGAGGAAACCAGGUUGCCUGACAUGCUCAAGCUCUUGGUGUUAAGCAACUGUGCUAAUCUCUUGUGCUUGCCACCAUUGCUGCAUGUCUCAGCCCUUGAGACCUUGGUUAUUUGGCAUUGCCCGUUGGUGAUGUUACCUGUAGAUGGACUGCCUGCAGAACUGCAGGAGCUGCAUAUUAACGGCUGCCCAGUUUUGAAGAACCUGUUGGAACAGGAUGAUGGCAGGGAAUGGGCUAAGAUCGCUCGAGCACCCAAGACAAAGAUCGAUUGUAGAUGAUGUGCCGUAUAUCAGAAUCACUCUUUUUU